Ciona intestinalis (vase tunicate) is the source of this 633-nucleotide messenger RNA. Its product is annotated as mitochondrial pyruvate carrier 2-like. NCBI's taxonomy places the organism in Eukaryota, Metazoa, Chordata, Ascidiacea, Phlebobranchia, Cionidae. The record is from RefSeq and is a predicted model, not a curated record. Gene Ontology annotation, cellular component: mitochondrial inner membrane. Gene Ontology annotation, biological process: pyruvate import into mitochondria.
UUCAGUUCACCACUGCAGGGUGUUCUGUCUAUAGUUUUAAUUUGUUUUAAUAACCAACUGAAGUGUUCUUGUAUCUGGGGCUGAAUGCUUUGUGAAGUUACAACAAAUACGUUCCGAGCCACUUCAACGUUAUGGCUGUGGCAUUAAGAAGACUCCUACAUAGGUGGGAUGGUAAAAUACAAUCACGUCUGUCACCCGCAUUACGUAGCAAGUGGAAUCACCCUGCAGGGCCGAAGACAAUACACUUCUGGUGUCCAGUGUGCAAAUGGGGACUUGUGUUUGCUGGCAUGUCUGAUCUUGCCAGACCGGCUGAAACUCUUAGUUUGAAUCAAUCCCUUUCAUUGGGGGUCACUGGAACUAUAUGGGCUCGAUAUUGUUUGGUUAUCAUUCCGAAAAACUAUUUUCUCUGUUCCUGCAACGUUUUUCUUGGUUUGACAGGUUUUCUUCAAACUGCCCGUGUUUUGAAAUAUCAAUCUGAGCUUGCAAACAAGAAUCAGGAUGAAGCAUAAUCACCACAGUGCACUUAUUUUAUAGUUAACAUUGACCAAAUGCUUAUGUCGAUGAUAACCGUAAACAUUUUAAAUAUCAUAAAGAAUUUAUUAAUGUCUUUAAUGUACAAGAUAUUAACAUGUA